Molecule: messenger RNA, 1179 nt
Organism: Clonostachys solani
Lineage: Eukaryota; Fungi; Ascomycota; Sordariomycetes; Hypocreales; Bionectriaceae
Source: the annotation of a GenBank genome assembly
AUGCUAGUCUAUCCUUUUACCCCAAUCCUAUCCCCUGUUGAGGUCCACAAAGCCAUCGACAAUAUGGCGGAUAGCAGUGAGGAUACCGCCUUCGUGUACGGUUUUGCCGCCGUCACAACAUUCCUAGUUCAAGAGAAAUCGACACCAUCUAAGCAUGUCAGAGAGAAAACGGAGCAACUGAUCCAGAGGAGCUUAGAAGCACACAGAAGUAUUAGCUUUCAAAUCGGUCUUGAUGGUCGCAUUGCCGAAGACCCACGUGCCACGAUCAAGAGGAUACUCACCUGCGUGUUUCUCGAGAUCUCUAUGAUGGCCUUUGAGCGCUUUGACUCAAGUUUCUUCAUCCUAAGGGAAGCAAUAUCAAUGAUUCAAAUAUUUCAGGUUCGUGGGUUACCGAGCACCGGGCCUGUUCUGGCACAGUAUCAGAGGUUAUAUUGGGAGGCGUACAUUCACGAGCGAUUUCUAACCUUCAAUUCUGGCUUCCCAAACGUCCUUCCACCUCUCAGCACAGGCUUUCCAGAGUCUGACACAUCGGUACCUAGGCAUAUUGAACUCGGCUUCAACCGAAUCAUCUCAUUAUUCAUGCUCCUUGAUGAAGAUUUCCUCAGGUUCUGGAGAAGCCAGGCGGAGCCUCAAGGAGAAUCGGAUCUCACAGCAGACUGGAUCGAAUAUAAACAAAGCCAGCUAGAUGAGGAUGAAAUGUCUACUUUUGAGGAAGAUGAGCGGUUGAGAAAGCAAGAUCUGCAGGGCCUGAAUGAGUUUCAGCACGCCGACAUUUAUAUAACAAGGCUCUGGAUACGCACUCUAGUUUGGCAAUUAGCGCUCUCUCGAGGUCUACUCCGGUCCUUGCCCCCACAGGAUGAUCAUGCGGGAUUGUCCCUACAGUAUCCCGCACGUCAAAUCUCCGCCCAACUCCGAAACCUCGUCGGUCGCGUUGAGAACUUGGCGAGCAUCACCAUGCAAGGGAGCGGCAUCGCUCAUAAGUUGUUCGACAUCACGAGUACCAUCGCCGACGUGCUGACGGUCUGCUACACGAGAGAGUAUGAGCGAGAGAAAUGUUUUCAGUUGACUGAUUUGGAAUUCCUCGUCAACUUUCUCUCGCAGUUUGAGCAGUUACGACAAAAUCAAAUGGAUUAUCUUCGUGAGAAGCUUCAUGACUUUGGAAAAGGCCCUGCAGCCUGA